AUGUCGUCGCUAAUAGCGAAGGCGGCUGCUGCAAUAGCAGACAGCCACGCAGCAGCAGCGGCUCUCGGCACGCUGGACGCUGAGUACGCAAGCGUUGCUGCCGCUGUUGCGGCAGACGCCGCGGCGGCUAUAGCGGUAGGCUCAGCCAUCAAGGCCGCUAGUGCAACGGUCCCGCACGUCGCUUUAAUGUCGUCGCUUAUAGCGAAGGCGGCUGCUGCAAUAGCAGACAGCCACGCAGCAGCAGCGGCUCCCGGCACGCUGGACGCUGAGUACGCAAGCGUUGCUGCCGCUGUUGCGGCAACAGCGGCUCGCAUGGCCACGGCGCACAUAGGGAGUGACAACGAGCGCGCGAAACGUCAUUACAUCGUCGCUAGCCCGCCGCGACUAGCAGCGAGCCCGCCGCGCGCUCGCGCACCGGACCCGGCGCUCUCGCGACGAGCGCGCAGCGGGCGCGCUGUCAAACGCAGUUUCAUUUCAGCGUUGCCUGUCGUUAAGCAAAGACGUUUCGAGAAGCUUUUUAAACAAUAG
This is a messenger RNA of Pectinophora gossypiella (pink bollworm), 528 nucleotides long. RefSeq names its product antifreeze protein Maxi-like. NCBI's taxonomy places the organism in Eukaryota, Metazoa, Arthropoda, Insecta, Lepidoptera, Gelechiidae. The coding region runs from base 1 to 528 and encodes 175 amino acids. The record is from RefSeq and is a predicted model, not a curated record. The transcript is spliced from 2 exons.